AGGGUGCGGGCGGGGAGAGGGUAGCCUUGCGUUCCCCGCCCCCCAGUGUUGUCCGGGGAGGGGAGGAGAAAAGAGGAGGAGGAGGGCAGAGGAAGGCUCACAGCCCCGGGGAGGUGGGGCUGGGGCAGGUGCCAAGGGGAAGGCAGGAAGGGGCGGGCAGGGCGCUGCCCCGUUGCUCGCCAUUGGGAGGCAGCGGAGGAACCGCAGAGAGCUCCGGGCAUCCCGCACUGAGAGACCCGUGGUGCGCUUCGCUCCCGGGUGAAAGCUGGGGUUGAGCUCCUGUGCGUGGCUGUGGGGAGACGGAAAACUCCGUCGGGAGUGGGCGGUCGCAGAGCGGGACCCCAGCAGAGGUUCGGCGGAGUUGGGCUGAAGUCCGCGAUAAGGCAACGUCGGAGGUUCUUCGGAGUCGGGCUGCAUCUUGGAACAGAGCUUCUAAGAACCGUUUCGUCGGAGUUGGGGCUGAAGUCUGCAGCAGAAUCCCGUUGGACGUUACUCGGUGCCGGGCUGAAGUCGGCGACAAAGCCCCACAGGAGGAGAUUUCCCGGUGUUGAGCAGAAGCGAAACACCGUCGGAGCUCCGCUGGAAUUUGGCUGAAGUCAGCGACAGAACCCUAUCAGAGGUAGCCGGAGUUGGUCUGAAACAAAACUCCAUCGGAGUUUCCCCGGAAUUGGGCUGAAUCCUGGAGCGGAGUCCCCAGGAACGGUUCCAUCGGAGGUUUUCCCCGGAGUUGGGUUGAAGCAAAACCCCGCUGGAGGUUUCCCGGAGUUGAGUUGAAGAGAGCAACAAAACUCCGUCAGAGGAUCCCCGGAGCUGGACUGAAGUCGGUGACAAAGACCCGCUGGAGGUACUCGGAGUUGAGUUGAAGCAGAACCCCAUCGGAAAUUCCCAGGAGCCGGAGCUGAAGCCGUUGGCAAAACCCCAUUGGAAGUUCUCUGGAUUUUGGCUGCAUCCCGGAGCCGAGUCCCUGAGCACUGUCCUGUCAGAAGCGCAGUGAAGCCCUCAUCGGAGCCUGAAAGGACAAGGGGGGGGGGGGGAACCCAAAGAUUUCCACCUCGGACAGCCCGACCUCACCCCAUUGCGGAGCCUCAGCGGAGGUUCCCUGCUCCCAGCCCCGCUGCAAGCGGCGGGGAACCUUUUCCCCCUCCAUGGACUGAGAUGGCCUCGGAGUUGGCCAUGACCGCGGAGCUGCCCACCAGCCCCCUCGCCAUCGAAUACGUCAACGAUUUUGACCUGAUGAAGUUUGAGGUGAAGAAAGAGCCGGCGGAGGCCGAGAGGCUGUGCCACCGCUUGCCUGCUGGUUCUCUUUCUUCCACCCCUCUCAGCACCCCGUGCUCCUCCGUGCCUUCCUCGCCCAGUUUUUGCGCUCCCAGCCCCGGUGGGCAACCGAGUGCUGGUCCCACUGCCGCUCCCCUGGGCUCCAAACCGCAGCUGGAGGAGCUGUAUUGGAUGUCGGGCUACCAACACCACCUCAACCCCGAAGCGCUCAACUUGACCCCGGAGGAUGCUGUGGAGGCUUUGAUCGGCGCUCCGCACCACCAUCAUCAUCACCAUCAGAGCUAUGAGUCGUUCCGGCCUCAGCCCUUUGGGGGUGAGGAGCUGCCCCCGGCAGCCCACCACCACAACGCCCACCACCACCAUCACCACCACCACCUGCGCUUGGAGGAGAGGUUUUCCGACGACCAGUUGGUGAGUAUGUCGGUGCGGGAGCUCAACCGGCAGCUGCGGGGAUUCAGCAAGGAGGAGGUGAUUCGCCUCAAGCAGAAGAGGAGGACCUUGAAGAACCGCGGCUACGCGCAGUCCUGUCGCUACAAGCGGGUCCAGCAGAGGCACAUCCUGGAGAACGAGAAGUGUCAGCUCCAGAGCCAAGUGGAACAACUCAAGCAAGAAGUUUCCCGUUUGGCCAAGGAGCGGGAUCUGUACAAAGAGAAGUACGAGAAGUUGGCGGCGCGGGGCUUCCCCCGGGAGCCAUCACCUCCCGCAGCCCCAAAAACUACCGCCGCUGACUUCUUCAUGUGAGCCCGGGGUGGGGUGAAGCGGGGGGGUGACAUUGCAAUGCCCCUUUAUUCCUUCCCCCCCCCCCUCGAUGUGGGGAGAGCAAACGAUCUGCUUGUAUAAAAAUAUAUAUAUAUUAUUUUCUUCUGAAAAGUUGUUCCGAAAAUGCGGGGAAAAUGGGACCCCUCCCCCCCCUCCCCAGCCCCAUCAGGACUUAGACUGGAAAGGGGGGGGGGGGGGUCCUGGGGAGGGGGACGCAUCCCAUAGACCUCCCUGUGUGGGGAGAGGGGGACGUGUCCUAUAGACCUCUUAUCCAGGGAGAGCAAACAAUCUGCUACUGUAUUGUAAUAAAUAUUUUCUUCAGAACAAAUGGGGGAAAUGGGACCCCCCCUCCCCAACCCCAUCAGGACUCGAGCUGGAAAGGGGGGGGUCCAGGGGAGGGGGGUCAUCCUAUAGACCCCUUAUAUGGGAAGAGGAAACAAUCUGCUUGUAUUAAAACAACAACAAAAAAAAAAAACAAGUAUUUUCUUCCGAAAAUACGGGGGAAUGGGAUCCCAACCACCCCCCCACCCCCCAUAAGGACUUGGACUGAAUCAAAGAGGGGUCCUGGGAGGGGAGGGGGCGGAAAGGCAGCGGACGUGGAGCCAGCCUGCAUGCGGGACGUGUACGGCGUGCCGCCCCCGGAGCUCUAUCGCCCUCCACCCUGCGUGUUUAACCCCCUCCUUUAAUGACCAUUAAUUAUUAUAAUGAAUUAAUUUCGGGGUGUCCCCGUGCAUUGCCCUGGGAGGGGGUUGGAGGGGAGGUCUGGCAGCGCUGUGCCCUGCCCGGCCCUCCGCCACCUGCACCCCAACCUGAGCCACUCUUUAACUUAUUCACCCUCCUCCCCCCCCCCUCCCUUGUACAUAUGUAGAAAUUAGUUUAGUUUUUAGGGUUUUUUUUUUUUUUCUGCUUUUUUGUUUGUUUGUUUGUUUGUUUUCUUCCUGAGCCUAUAUUUUGCUUGGUGAUUUAUGAAGAAAAAAAAAGAAAAAAAAAGACAAAAUCCUUAAAAAAAAAAAAAAAAAAAAGAAAAAAAAACAAAAACAAAAACACGAGUCUUAAAAGUUUGUAUGUAAUAGCAUGCAAAUAAUAUCCAAGUUAAUUUAAAUGAUGUUGGGAAGAAGCCGAAUGCACUAUAUACAGGAAUCGAUUGGGUUAAAUAAUACUGUUUUAUAGAGAUUUAAAAUUAUCUAUGCUCUUAAAAAUAAAAAAAAAAAAUAGGGGGGGAGGGAGAGGGGGGAGAUAACAAUUAGGGCGACCUGAAAGGCAAUAGAGUAAUAUAUGAACUGCGAACGGUUGGCUGCUAUCUCACUAUGCACCAGAUUUAUUUAUUAACCCUCUGGGAAAGGAAUUAUUUUAACCUCGGCGCUGACAAAAGGAGAGGAAAAUGCACAUUAUUUCUCUGCCCCCCCAAAAAAAAAGGAAAAAAGAGAGGGAUGGGAGGGGGGAAAUAAGUAGAGUUUGUGCAAUUGUGCUCGGAGAGGAAGCGGAGGAGCGGUUUGUUGGGUUGUUUUGUUGUUGGUUUUUUUUUUAAUGUUGCUUAUUUAAAGAAGGAAAACACACACACACAUACACACAAAAUGUUAAUUAUUUGGGGAAAACUGAUAUUAAUCACGGGGGAGGGGGGGAACCCACGAGGGUCUUCCGACGAAGCGAGCUUUGGUGCAUUUUAGGGACUGAUGGUGCGGAGCGUUUUUAACGACCUGUUGUUUCGAUUUGUGACGGUUUUAACGAUGUUGCAUCAAGAUAAAAAACUUAUAUUCAACUAAA
This is a messenger RNA of Tympanuchus pallidicinctus (lesser prairie-chicken), 3798 nucleotides long. RefSeq names its product MAF bZIP transcription factor A (gene MAFA). Gene Ontology annotation, biological process: regulation of transcription by RNA polymerase II; retinal rod cell development. Gene Ontology annotation, molecular function: RNA polymerase II cis-regulatory region sequence-specific DNA binding; DNA-binding transcription factor activity, RNA polymerase II-specific. The record is from RefSeq and is a predicted model, not a curated record. Gene Ontology annotation, cellular component: nucleus. The transcript has a single exon. The coding region runs from base 1156 to 2016 and encodes 286 amino acids. NCBI's taxonomy places the organism in Eukaryota, Metazoa, Chordata, Aves, Galliformes, Phasianidae.